Molecule: messenger RNA, 1155 nt
Organism: Ruditapes philippinarum (Manila clam)
Lineage: Eukaryota; Metazoa; Mollusca; Bivalvia; Venerida; Veneridae
Exons: 7
Source: RefSeq, a predicted model, not a curated record
CGAAAGUCCUCCAAUUUCUUAUCAUUAAAGAGCGUAUGAUUUAAUUCGGUUUUAUUUGCAUUUGAAAACACUGUUGAAAAUGGUUUGAAGAGUUUGUUUUAAUCAGAGAAGAAUGUUGGUUCAAUUGUUGCAAAUAUUGCUAUUAUUGCUGCAUUUUGAGAAUGUUGAUAUGUGUAAAGCAAACACAUACCCACACUGUAAGAGUUGGGGCAGUUGUUCAAAGCCAUGUGGAGGAGGAACUCGCAAGCGGGUGUGUGAAUCGUGUUAUUUUUAUAUAGACAAAGAUUUUUAUGAAGACUGUAACGAGCAUUGCAACUACAAUCAUCCUUAUUAUUCCGGAAGAUGCCAUUGUCCGGCAUGGAGAAAUGGCGAGUGCUGUGAAAAUUGCAGACAUAUUUAUAUCGCUCACUGUAAAUCUGGUCAGCAGAUGUGCGGAGAAAACCCCGACAAUAUCAAAUGUACACAAUGCAAUGAUCCGUACUACCCUGCCGGAUACGGAAAUGGUUGUAGAGCUUGUCCACAAAUUGAUAACUGUAAAAGAAGAAAAUGCACAUCAUCAUCUGACACUAAGUGUCUAGAGUGUUAUGACGAUAAAACAUUCUUCAAGAAAACAUUUUGGGACACAAAAUGUGAACGUUUGUGCUCUUGGAACAAUCACUACUGUUGGCCCGGGAAAUGUGGUGAAGAUCUUACAAGAGGAUGCACUUGCGCGCAAGAUUUCAAAAUUAUACAGCAAAGCGGAGAAACGUCUUGUCAGCCAAAAAAACUACCAUCAAUUUUAACAUGUGGAACAGUUGUAGUGGGCCCGAAUAUGGAAAAGAAACAGGCUAGAAGCAGCACAAGUUCUACUGAGUGUCAAUAUCUUGCUGAUAUGUAUGGUAAUUUCCAGCCGUCGUCAUUCAAAUUUAAUGUCGCAGCGGAAUAUACACUCAACAUUACAGCCUUUAAGAAACCAGAUUAUAUCAGCGAAUCAAAGUUUGGUAUUACAGACUUUUCGAUAGAUAUCGUCAAGAUCCUUGUGGAUGGAAGGCGUUCUGUUGAAAGUCGUAUCAACCGUUUAGUGGACAACUCUUCCAGCGUAAAUUGUUCUCAGACACAUUUCGACUCGGAUAUCACCGUUACCUCUUCUAAAUUUGAUCUUCAAGAUGGACAAGC